AUGUCCCCAAGCUUGUUGAGGGGGAUGAGAGACUUCAUCAUGGACAUGGAUAAUGUUAUUGCUAUCCAUGAUCUGGAAGAAUUGGAGGUUGCAGAGGACCUUGGGCCUCAUAGAUGGCUACUAAAAGACAGAAUGGAUCCCUUCAGGACUUAUUCUGACCAAGAAUUUAUUAGGAGGUACCGUCUUACAAAAGAAGUGGUGAACUCCCUUGCACAACGCCUGGCACCACGGAUGAUGGGAGUACAGAACAUCAGAGGCACUGAUAUUACUGCCCACCUCAACCUUGCACUGCGCUACCUGACAUGUGGUAGCUUUCAGAUUGCCAUGGGAGACUGUUCUGAUUUGAGCCAGUGUGGCAUGAAGAAGUGUCCCACCAUGACGAAAUGGGAAAGUUCCCAAGAUAUCGUACCGCACGCCGGCAGAGAGGAUGAGGAGAGGAUCUCCUCAUCCAGUACACUUCCAAUGGAGCUGGCAAGUUUAGCUCCAGAAUACAAUAAGUUCCCAAGUUUAGCCGAACAAGACACAAUGGAAGAACAGUUUGCAGCACUUGCACCCAUGCCAGGAGUAAUAGGAUUCUGCCAUUUACUUGAAAGGCAGCAACAAGAAAACAGGCUAUGCUUCUUACUUGGUGAUGCUGGUUACCCUUGUUUAAGCUAUUUACUCACACCGGUGCCAAAUCCAACAAAUGACAAAGAAGUACGCUUCAACACUGCUCACAUUAAAAUUAGGCAGUCAGUGGAACGCUCCUUUGGAAUGUUGAAACGACGCUCUGGGUGCCUCUGUAUACCUCUGCGUACUCAAAUAGACACAUCAACGCGCAUCAUCAUGUCUUGUGCUGUCCUGCACAAUAUAGCAAUUUCCAAUGAAAUACCCCUUCCCUUGGAUUUGGAUGAACCACACAAUAAUGUUCCACACCUUGAUAUGGGCCCACCACUCUUAGGUCCAGGCUUCAAUGGAGCAAGAGGGUUUGCUGUUAGACGCCGUAUCAUUGAGGAUCAUUUCUGA
This is a messenger RNA of Portunus trituberculatus (swimming crab), 1005 nucleotides long. RefSeq names its product putative nuclease HARBI1. NCBI's taxonomy places the organism in Eukaryota, Metazoa, Arthropoda, Malacostraca, Decapoda, Portunidae. The record is from RefSeq and is a predicted model, not a curated record. The coding region runs from base 1 to 1005 and encodes 334 amino acids. The transcript is spliced from 5 exons.